This is a messenger RNA of Miscanthus lutarioriparius, 534 nucleotides long. Lineage: Eukaryota; Viridiplantae; Streptophyta; Magnoliopsida; Poales; Poaceae. The record is from the annotation of a GenBank genome assembly.
AUGAUUGGGAGCGCCAAGCCGCUCGCGGAGCCGCUGCAGGCCCGCCCGCCGUCUCCUGCCGGUCGCCGCCUCGCCCCCUCGUACUGCGCCCCUGACACCACCCCAGCUCUCCAGUCUCAGUCUGACGGCGCCCCGCCACCACGCCCGGAUGAGACCGCCACGUCCCACGCGCUGCGGUCGGGCCGCCGUGUGGGGCUGGACCGGUGGUCCCGGUCACGGGCGCUGCGGUCGGGCCGCCGUGUGGGGCUGGACCGCGCGGCGCUCUCCUCCGCCUCGGCCUCGGCGCCGCCGGUGACCAAGACGUCGCGGCCCGAGGACGCUGCGGUGGCGGUGGAGGAUGGCGAGGACGACGACGUGUGCGUGGCCGAGAGGGACGAUGCGGCCGGGAAGGCCAUCUACAUAGUGUCGGACAGCACCGGGUGGACCGCGGAGCACUCGGUGAACGCCGCGCUCGGACAGUUCGAGCACUGCUUGGCCGACCGCGGCUGCGCUGUCAACACCCACCUCUUCAACUUGGUAAAUAUCUCGCCAUGA